Molecule: messenger RNA, 26398 nt
Organism: Marmota monax (woodchuck)
Lineage: Eukaryota; Metazoa; Chordata; Mammalia; Rodentia; Sciuridae
Gene: Ankrd11
Product: ankyrin repeat domain containing 11
Exons: 14
Coding region: 17875-25599 (2574 amino acids)
Biological process (GO): anatomical structure morphogenesis
Cellular component (GO): nucleus
Molecular function (GO): protein binding
Source: RefSeq, a predicted model, not a curated record
GUGUGGGUAAAGUUCUCAAGUUUUUGGAUUUUAAAUGAUUGAUUUUUGGAAUAGCUGGUUUUCACCUGUUUCACCUUGGUGUGCCUGCCCCUCCUCAUGGGGUGCUCACCUGGGGCUGGGUGAUACCAGUCCCAGCUCAUCCUGAGGCUAAGGCAGUUUGAGGCCAGCCUCAGCAAAGGAUCAGUGAUGUGGCUCAGUGGUAGUGUCCUGUCCCCACCCUCCUUCAAUCUCCAUUAAAACACACACACAUGUUUAGUUUCAUUUUGUGGGGAAACAACAAGCACUUAGUUGUUGCUUGGGCAGGGUCCCUCUGGCGGGAGCAGUGUAGGGAGGAGUGACAGCUGGGAGCACUGGUCUGAGUUCUUCACCUGGCUCUGCCCUCUGAUUCCAGUUGUGUUGCCUGCUCUCUACUUCAGUCCAUGACUCACCUAACUCAGAAGAGGGUCAUGCCAGUCAAAUAUGUACACAUAGAAUGUGUAUAGAAUAAGUACACUGCAUGUGUACAUGCAUGUGUUACAUGUGUGUAAUAAUUGUGGGUGAAAUACACAUUCUUUGUGAGUGAGUGAUAUGAAUAUGUGCAUGCAAUUUAAAAGGAAAUUGAUUUUAAAAGAUCUUUGUAUUGGCCUUUCCCAUCACUCUCUCUCCUUGGACUUCCUUUUUUAUUUGCUGAUUAGGGUAAUGAAGAAGAAAGCAAGCUAGCUCAUGAUGGGCAGUAGCUGCUGAUAGGAACUCAGUAGGGUGGUGAUGUGGGCCAUGCAACAAGAGCAGGCAGCACUCCGUGUCUGUGUGCAGCAUCACUUGUGCACAGGUGGGUGGGGUUUGCCUGACUCCAGUCUGUAUCUGCCUGGUGGCUUGUGUACCCCAAUCCUCCUGGGGGGUGCUGUUCUCUUUCCUAGCACUGCUAGACCAACGCAACCUAUCCAGCCUUGGCCUUUGGGAAUGACUGUAGGGUAUUAUAAAUUUCUGCAAGCAUUUUUUUUUUAAAUGUAAACUUUAGUAAAUUUAUGCAAUUAAAUUAGGUCUCCUUAAAGAUUAUUUGGAGGGUAUUUUUUGUUAGUACUGGGAUCCAACUCCAGAUCUUGUGCAUGCUAGACUGAGCUGCACUCAGCUGCACUCCUAGCCUGGCUUGUGUUUUUAAUUUAAACUUUGGGCUUACGAGUUUCAAUAACAUGGUCGGGCAUGGUGGCGCGCAUCUGUAAUCUCAGCAGCUCAGGAGGUUGAGGUGGGAGGAUCACAAGUUCAAAACUAACUUUAGCAACUUAGCGAGGCCCUUAGCAACUCAAUGAGUCCCUGUCUCUAAAAUAAAAUAUAAAAAUAAAAAGGGCUAGGGAUGUGACUCAGUGGUAAGUCUCAGUGACAUGGUAUUAAGUUAGAACAUAGAUGAUGGGGAUUCAUAUGCAGAUGCUGCAGUAGGUUUGUGUAGGUCAACACUGUGCAGAAGUGAUGGGAUUGGAGAGCUGCCCUUGAGUACUUAAGGAUCGAGAGACUUUUCCUUUGGAUCAGAUUUUUCGGGAAGUGCUUGACCUUCCCGUAGGACUGUGUAUAUGCCAGCUUUAUAGCUGAGACUUUAUCUUUUUAUAUUUCUGUACAAAUACAUGGUUUUGCUCCCUUAGAGAAAAGGCACCCAUUCAGCUUAGUGAGUUCCUUUACCAGUUGUCUGCAAGGGCCAACAGGACAGGGCACUUCCCCUCUGAGGAGCCUUACGCUCUUCACCACCACCUGCAGAGGAACUGUCUGUCCACAGGGAGUAGGUUUCACAGGAGCCUGUCAGAAUAGCUUGGGAAGUGUGGUAAGGAUACAUGUGGGGGGUUCUAAGAACUCCUUCCCUGUGCUGAAGUCCUCCUGAGAACAUGCCUGGGCUACAUGAUGAAUGGUGAUGGGAGUAGAAUGGGUUGGCAUAAAGGUGAAGGGCAAGCCAGGUGUGGUGUUGGCAUACCUGUAAUCCCAGUGGCUUGGGAGGCCGAGGCAGGAGGAUUGUAAAUUCAAAUCCAGCCUCAGCAACUUAGUGAGGCCCUAAGCAAUUCAGUUGAGACUUGUCUCUAAUAAAGUAUACAAAAGGGCUGGGGCUGGGGCUCGGUGGUUAAAGAACAGAAUAGAACAUUAGCCAUUUGUUUCUUCUGCAUUCCUGGAGUACACUGUGAGCCCUGCCAACCCUUCAGAGGUGGGUAGGGCCUGGUGCAGGGCAAGGAAUCCUCCCAGGCAGGGUGAAGUGGAGGCCCUAGAGCAGGGCACAGGACGCAUUUCCAUUUCAUGUAUUUUCAGGUUGUGUUUGUUCUCCACUGACCACAGUGCUGUUUGUUGCACAGCCACAUUCAUUUUCUCUUAUGAAAGAAAGUCAUUCUGUGUAAAGACGAUAAUCCAUUGGUGGUGGUACAUGUUUGGUGAUGUGGUGCUGUAAUGGGUGAGUUCUGCAAAUGCUGGGGAGAUGCACUUCUGCUGGGGCAGACCCUUUUUAUUUAUAUUUAUUUUUUUGGUGGCUGGCCUUGAACUUGUGAUCCCCGUGUUAGCCUCCCGAUUUGCUGGAAUUAUAGGCGGGUGGCAUGUGCCACCAUGCCCUGCCGUUGAUGGACUUGCAGGACUGACAGAAUGUGGUGUCUGGGAGGGAAAACCUCACAGAGGUGAGUAUGAGGUGGUGGGCCCAGGGAGGCGUAGUCUUUGCAGCCAAGGGUGUCUGAAGGAGAGGGCUCCUAACUGAAUGGCAGAAGGGCCUGAGUCUGCAAAGGAAUUGAGUGUUGGUUGGUGUGGACUGGAGGGCAGGGUAAGUGGAUGCCACAGAGGCGACUGAGGCUGCCCAGAGGGCUGGUGGCCCAGUGCCAUUCAGUGGGUACUGAGGGUGUAGAAGGGAACUGCAGGCUGCAUCCAGAGGGAUGCAUAGCAUGUGCUGGUUGGUAUGUAUUAGGGUAGUCUAUGUUUAAAAACUCACAACUAGAAUGGUAGCCCGAGCUGUAGGAGGUAAAGCUUAGGAGAGAUGAAUGGCAAGGCUCUCAGGGUAGACAGGAAGAUGGAAUUACUGGACAAAUUAACUAUCGGCAAUUAGCUGUAUGGCCCUCCAGAGGGAAGGAAAUGCAAGGCCUGCAUAUCUGCGAGUGUUCUUGGGGUUGAGGUCUGUUUGGCUGUGAACUUUGGAAUGAGGAUAGAUACAGGGUGCUGUGAUUGUUGAGCUGUGGUAGCAGUGGAUUGCAGAGCUGGAUUGGUGCUGCGGGCUGACUUUGAACAUGGAGCUUUGUGGUUGGGAAACUGGCUCUGCCUUUCCUGUGGUAAUGAGCUGACCAGGAUCAGUUGGAAGGAGGAGGAUAACUCACCCAGAUGUCUUUGUCAGUUGGGGAAGGUGGCAGGCGCUCCAUUGGGGGCAGUUACGAUGGGUCCUUACCCAGAGAGCGCUGCUGAGGUCAGGGCAUUGGGUGAAGAGGAGCCACAGUGGCACAGAGAACAUGAGUGGGAGCUGCAGCUGCUGCUACUACUGGACCCAGAGUGGACAGGGAAAGGGGAACUGAGGGUGUUGGAGGUGUGGGUGCCCCUGAGGGGCUCCCUUCACAGCUUUUGAUGGCCUGGCGGCCAGAAUUGACCCUAUCCCAAAGCCCCUCUUCCCCAUGCAGACUGUGUGAUGAGCCUUGUUGUUCCUUCUCCUUAGAGUGUAGCUUACGCCUUGGGUGUGCUCAGAGUUUGUAUUAGACCUGUGAGGACAACACACAUGCUUACUGGGGCCUCAGUCUGGGACAGGGCAAAGGGUAUCCCUUGUUGAAGGCACUGUGCCACAAAUGCCCUCCAGGCAGUGGAUGCAUGGCCACACAGGCAGUGUGGGUCUUCUACCCAUCUUCCCUUACAUUUGUCUCAGGGUCCAUUGUUUGAUAAUGCACCUGACUGGGGACUGAUAAGGAUUUCUUAACCCCUGUAUGAAGUACAAUCAGAAAGAGGCCUUUUUAAGGUUAGUGGGACAUUUUUAAAGAGCAUUUUCUCUGAGACUGAUUCUCAGUGUGAUCCCCUUUGAAAAACAAAACAACACAAGCUCAAACUCCCUUGUUGCCUGCUGCUCCUUUGCUCAAGGGUGUAUGCUAGGCCAGUCUCCCCCCCACUCCCCAAUGAAAGCUUUGUUAUAAAAAAAAAAAAAGCACUCUAUUUUAGUGAAGGAGAUGUUGGGCUGUCACAGCAAGGCUUCAGGUGGAAGGCAGGGUUGUCACUGUCUGUCAUGGUGGCUGAGCGGGAGCUGGAUACUGCAGGCUCAGGCACUGAUUCCUGGUGUAUUUGGGGAUGAUCUCUUAGUUUCCCUGGAAUCCAGAUAAGCUUGAUUUUCUCCAUCAGUGGGAUGACUUGAACAUGUUGGUGCUUCAUGUUUAAGUGGGUAAAGCACUCUCCUUGCUGUGUUGGCUAAUGCUGCACCACAGUCAGACCAGACAUAUCAGGCCUUAGUUCUCUUGAAGGAAUUGCUGUUGAUUGUUGCCAGCCCACCCCAGGGAGUGCAGUACACAUGUGACCACACACCACGAAUGCCUGGACCUACCCAGCACUUGGAGGCCCACAGGACCAGGACUUUGAGCUUUCCAGGGACUGAAUGUGAACCUGAGUGAAUCAUCAGUACAUUGGCUGCUGAUGGGGUGCUGUCUUCUGUAUGUUCUGCCUGUUUCUUUAAACAGUAGUUCCUGAGCUUAAGCCCCACAAUGUAGGUUUACUGGUUUCUUGUUUAUAACAGUGGAUUUCUGUUUGGAGGUUCCAGAAGUAGUUUUGCAUUCUGGUCAACCCAGAGGUGGUACAGGAUGGCUGCAUCCUCCUUGGUUGUGGAGGGACCAUGGAGAAGGGGAGUGUGGUAGCAAUUUGUCCGUCUUGUCCUGUUGCUCUGGUUGGGUUUCAGGAGUAGUCCAGGCAUGGCCGAGGGCCAGGCCUCAGUAGGCAGUAGGGUUGCUGAUGUUGACAGCUCACCCUUCCGACACCCACUCCUCAAGAAGGCUGUUGGCACCUUCUGAAACCCAAAGAAAGAAUGUCUCCAUGUUUAGCUUCUCUUGUCAGCAAGUCUUUCCUAUACAAGAAACUUGGGUGAGUUUGUUCACAGUUCUCAUUCAGGGAGAAAUUAUAACCAGAGCAUACUCAGGGUACGGAAGCUUAUCACAAAGAUCAAAACUUUUGCUUGCUACCUUUCAAAACGUAGGGUCUCAAUACAGAGUGUUGUUUAUUCUGCUUAUCAUUAAAAAAUUGCAUAGCAAAAUAUCCUGUUUGGCAUCUUGUUGCUACUUUAUGUAGGAGCACAAAAAUCACAUAGCUGCCUUCCUUGGCAAAACACUUGGACUCUUCAUGCCGCUUGUCCCAGCUGCCUUGAGUUUGAGUGUCUCGCAGCUGCACCUUGGACCUCAGCCUGACCGCCCUGAGUGGACGGGGAUCCUGUCUUCCCAUUUCUCCAUCCCUGGGGACUUGUGGAUGGUCUGCUCCCUGGGGUCUUGUGGUCGGUCUGCAUGGCUCUGUUCAGUCUGUUCUCUGGCAGUGUGCUUUUAGUGGCCGUUGGACUCUCGCUCCACCCCUCUCAUGCGCACACCUGCCUCUUCAUGUGCCUUGAUCACAGACCUUUGCCUUUUAUUCACUUAAUUCAUCCCAUUUCCAUAUGUUUCGAUGCAGAGCGGGGUGUUCCCCAUCCUCAGAGUGAUGUCCCUGGCACCUUGCUCUCCUGCUUGCAGGACCCAGUGGGGAGCUUGGUUUGGGGGAGCCUGUUGCUUAGAGUCUCCACAUGUGUGGGUGGUGUUGAAGUGUGUUGUGCUAGAGGAGGAUGUGUGCAGUGGGAUUGGAGCACUCUGCUGCUGUGUCUUCACUGACUAGAGAGCACCCGGUGCCCUGGUGCUUAUUUGUGUUGAUGAUAGAUAAGUUUAAUUUGCAGUAUUUCACAUAUGAAAACUUUUCUGGCUAGAGGGGAUAUUAAUAUUUAUCUUUGUCACAAAGAAGGCACCAGUGAUGCUGCAUUGGAGUGUUCAGCUGUGGUGACACAUGCAAUCAGGAGCACUCAGGCCAAGCCUUGAGGUUUGGAGCAUUUGCAGGCUGACCAGGGCUGCAGAAGGGAGUGGGGCACAGACCUCUCUGCUGCUGGGGAGACUCUGCAUUCCUGGUGGACAGUGGGGAGGAGAGUGGUAGAUCAAAAGAGCUGACCUUUUGUUGGUCAAAACCCUCCUGAAGUUCUUUUGGAGAGUCUUGGCUCUUGGAGAGUCCUGCAUCGUAUAGUCCAGCGGGUGAAAAAUAAUUUGUUUUGGCUUAAAACCUAGAGAUAUGGAGAUAUAGGUGGAGAUCAAGGUGGACAGAACUGUGUCCGGAGGAGCUGUGAGUAGAGAGAGGUUUCUACAACUAUUGUUACUCAGGACCAGAUUUGGGCAGACUUUCUCCAGAAGGAAGCCUGUCUACGGCAGACCUGACCAGAACAAUUGUAGAGUUUAUUUGGGGGUUCAGGGUUCUCAGUCCAUAGACAGCCCAGCUCCAUUCCUCGCAGCUCAAGAUGAGGCAGAACAUCAUGCGAAGGGAAGCAGCUUACAUGAUGAUCUGGAAGGAGAGAGAGAGACACACACACACACACACACACUCUCUCUCCGCAUGCCAGAUACAAAAUAUACACCCCAAAUCCAUGCCCCCAGGGACUCACCUCCUCCAGCUAACCCUACAAGCCUGUAGCUACCACUCAGUUAAUCCCAUCAGGUAAAUUAAUUCACUGUGAUUGUGUUAAGGGUCUGAAACCCAGUCUUUUUUCCUCUAAACCUUGUGUUGACUUACACGGGAGCUUCUGGGGGACACCUAAUAUCUAAACCAUAAGAUGACUUUCUGAGAUGAAAUGUAAGAAGAAUGUUCCAGAGUUCUCUACUCCUCCAUCACAUCCAAAAGCAGUUUUUAUUUACAUUCAUUAACUUUAGAAAACUGUGUAGAAUGUUGGAAUUGAGUCCUUGGCGAGAAGACACAAACUGGCAUUUUUUACGGUACUCCUGUCUGUGGAUUAUGUCUCACCAUUAUCUGAAGAGAGUUGUCCUCAGCUUGCUGUACCCCUACACCUGCAUGCUUCUGUCGUGUAUGCAUUUCUUUCUGUCCUUGACAGCUCCUGCAGAGUUUGUACUGAAUCUCAACAUUAUGAAAUCUCCCUGAGGAGAAUUUCAGGCCUUUCAAACCCCUCUCAUAUUGUUGAAUUCAUGUUUAUUACUUUUUUAGAAAAAACAUUUUGGUGGGAUCUUAAUCACACCUGAUCUUGACUUUGCUUCUACUGCAAGGAUUGUUAACUUCUAGACUGAGCUUGGAGUUGUUUAGAUUAGAUAUUGGUUUGAAGUCUGGCAGCUAAUGCACUGUCAGGCUGAGAUCUUGGGUGACUUCAGGAGAGCUCUUUGCAAAGACAGGACAGCAAAGAGACAGGAGCCUUUUCAAAGAGUGGCCUUUUCAAAGAGUGGCUGUGAUUGGCUGGCACUUUGGGGUCUGAAGUAGGUUGCCAUAUGCAACCUCAGCCCCCAUUUAAUUUUUAGUUGUAGAUGGACACGAUACCUUUAUUUUAUUAGUUUUUUUUUUUAAUGUGAUGCUGGGGAUCAAAUCCAGUGCCUCACAUGUGCUAGGCAAGUGCACUACCACUGAACCCCAAACCCAGCCCCACCAUUUAAUUUUUAAUUGUGCAGAGUGUGUGCACUUUUUUUUUUUUUUUUGGUGCUGGGGAUUGAACCCAGAACCUUGUGCAUACAAGGCAAGCCCUCUACCAACUGAGCUAAUCCUCAGGUACAAUCAGGUCUGUCCUUUGAAAUAAUUGUUUUGUUUUGAAGGAUUUUUUUUUUAAAAUGAUUUUGCAUUUGUUACUCUGUGGCAGAAUAUAUUUUGACUUGGGGUUUGCAAGACCUUAAAAAGGUCUGUGUAAUAGAGUGUGUUUUGAGAACUUAUUUAGCAUCUUCAGAAUGAACACACAUUUAGAUGUUGGCACAUGCGCAGCACAAUUACUUUAUUUUUUUUUGGUACCAGGGAUUGAACUCAGGGGCAUUUGACCACUAAGCCACAUCCCAAGCCCUGUUUUGUUAUUUUACUUAGAGACAGGAUCUUGCUGAGUUGCUUAGUGCCUCAUCAUUGUUGAGGCUGGCUUUGAGCUCACCAUCCUCCUGUCUCAGCCUCCCGAGCUGCUGGGAUUAUAGGUGUGCGCCACUGCAUCUGGCUAAGAAAGAACUUUAUUUUUAAGUAAUUGCUAUCUACACUCCUUUUUUUAAAAAAAAUGUUUUUUAGGUAUAGAUGAACACAAUACCUUUAUUUCAUUUAUUUAUUUUUAUGAGGUGCUGAGAGUUUGGAGAACUCAAUGCCUCACAUGUGUGAGGCAAGUGCUCCACCGCUGAGCUACGACCCCAGACCCACAUUCUCUGUUUUCUGCUUCCAUCUUCCAACAGCCACACUGGCAUCAGCAUACAUGCAUUGCAGCCCAGGCAUACAUAGGCUUACUGUUGGUGCUGUCUGGAGGAAGGUGGGGCCCCUCUGUUUUCAUGCCUCUCCAGGUGGGGCCAGGACAAUUUCUGCAGGCUCUCCGGGGCCUUUGCCCACAUGGAUGUUAGAACAGGGCCCUUAUUCUGUACUUCAUGUUGUCUGUGGUAGACUGCUUUUCCUAGUUCCACUUUUAUUUGCCUCUGCCCUGUGGGAACAUUUCCACUUUGUACUGAUAAAAGUUGUAAGAUGUUCAUAGUUUAACAACCGAAUUCUUUAACUGGAAGCCUGGUGAUGUGAAUCAUCCCAUUUUCCCUAGACUACCAGAGAGUAAAAGGCAGGUUGUCUGGAUGUGGGGGCAACUCUGGGAUUUAGACUUUGGUCUCGAAGUGCUAUAAUUGCCUGUGUGUCUCUUGAUUCUUUACUAGACUCUUCAUGCAAUAAGUUGUAGAUCACAGAGUUCAAAGCUAAAAGCCAAGAGGAGCAAGGUGCCAUCCAUGGUGGCCUUAUGUUCAGAAAAUUCGUGCAGUAGGGUGGAGCCUGUUCCCCUGGGGCUGGCACUACCUAGACCUUGGUGAGAGUACAGCUUAUAGUGUCUAGUGAUUUGGAUCGAGUGCCCUGAAGAUUCUAAGGACGAUAGCUAGAAAGCUGUGGUCUUUGUAGCAUCAGUGUAGUUGAAGGCCAGAGUGUGUUUCUCUUUGCUCGUAUUGUGGCUGUACUCAAAGCCUGGAUGAUUGAGGGCUCCAAGGAUGUGUCACAGUGCUUUUUCAGUUGGCUUUCCUUUCCUUUCCCUUCCCUUCCCUCCUCCCCUCCCCUCUUUCUGGUGUACUGGGGAUUGAAUCAGGGACACUUUACUGAGCUGCACCCCAGCCCUUUCUUGGUUAGAGGCAGGGAGGGUCUCCCUAAGUUGCUCAGGCUGACCUGGAACUUUUGACCCUCCUGCCUCAUCUGGAGUGAUAGGGGUGCGCCUAGGCCCAUUUCAGGUGGUUUUUUCACCCUCCACUCAGCUUGUUAUUACACAGAGAACUUGGGCACUUAGAGUUUUUCCUUUGGUACGGUUUUUAAUAUUAAGAGGGCACAUUUGAUUAUUAUCUUCAUACAAGUAAACACUUUAAUUUUUUAGUUUACUGUUGCCUGCUUUAAAAUGGUUAUAUAUUCAGAGGCCCAUAGUUAUCUCUGCUUAAAAAGUGAAUCGUUCAAAUGUCAAGAACAGAAAAGCAGAAAUAGAUCCAAGUAUUUAUAGAUGGUUACACAUGAAAGAGGGUUUAUGUCUAAUCAGUAAAAGAAGAACAGGUUGUUCAAUAAAUGAUGUUGACAAACUGCUUAAGUAUUUGUGUAAAAAUGAUUGUAUGCCUACAACAUAAUAUACACUAAAUUAAAUUCUCAUUGUAUUACAUGCUCAGAAAAUGAAAUAAAAAAUAUUGAAGAGUAAAAAAAAAAAGUGAAUCGUUCAAAAACUUUUUCUGUUUACUAAGAAGAGUGGGAUCUGUAUGACCCUUGGAGCCCUCUCUGGCCUCUUCUGUUGCCACUCCUUUCAGUGACUCUGCCUCUGAUUCACUGUCAUGCUGUGGCCACUUUACUUUACCUUCAAAAUGAGGAGGCAACACUGCGAGGACAUACCAGAGGGUACGGAGUUUGAUGGCUGUUAUGAUUCGGACUUUGCCCAUGUUGGUUGGGUGAUCUUGGGUACCUUCUAAUAGCUGCUAGUAUUCGUGUCCCCACCCCCUGGGGACGGGGGUUACUGGGAUUGAACUCUCUGGGGCACUCUACCACUGAGCCACAUCCCCAGCCCUAUUUUGUAUUUUAUUUAGAGACGGGGUUUCACUGAGUUUCUUAGCACCUCGCCAUUAUUGAUGCUGCCUUUGAACUCGCAAUCCUCCUGUCUCAGCUUCCCAAGCCGCCUUGACUUAUAGGCAUGGCUUCUAGUAUUCUUAGUUUGUCAAUUGUAUGACGGAAAGUUCCUAGGUAUAAAAUAUAAGAUGAAGAUAUUGAAGUUAAUAACAUUUCUAGAUACCAGCAACAAUGAGUGUUCAUGAACAUUGGUUGGUUGGUUGGUUGUGGUACUAGGGAUUGAAUCCAGGUCCUCAUGAGUGCUCUACCCUUGAGCUACAUCCCAGUACCCACCCCCACUCCCUUUUGAGACGGGAACUUGCUUGGUUGCCCUUAGUUGCCCAGACUUUUGAUCCUGCUGCAGAAGGAGAGGCCGUGACUACUGUGGUGUACAUGCACUUUGGGUCUGCACCAUCACUUUCCCGUCAGCCUUGUUGCUACGGCCCUUCCCGAAAGACUACACUUCUUUAAAAAUAAACCACACUUGGCUGCCCCUCAGUCCGUGGGCAGUGCUCUCUGAGGCUAUGUGUGAUGCUGGCUAUUAGGAAACAUGUGCCUCUUCUGUUUGAAUUGCUGUUGUUGAAGAGUUGCGUUUCCAGAAGAAGAGUAUGGACCCUCGUGGGCAACAGACAUUUUAAUUUUUACUCCAUGUUCGAGAUGGAGAGUGUCCCUUUGCUGGGGGUGGGUUACGGUCAUCACUGGGAGGACAUGUGUAUGUUCACAGGUUCUGCUCACAGCUGUGCCUGCUGGCUGAUGGAUGGGCCAACACAACCACGGCAGCAACGCAGACCAUCCUUCCGCAAGCUUGUGGUGAUUCAGAGGAGGAGUCUUGCCAGCAUAUUGAAUUAAAUGCAGCAGAGUACACAGCCCUGCUGGAGUUGAUUGCAGUCCUCAGCAACGCUGAUUCUCCACCAUGGAAUCGAGCACAGACCCCAGAACCCUCCCAAGGGUGUGAAGCAUGGUGACUCCCCCAGGUUACAGAUGAAGAGACUGAGAAUGGUGGGGUGACCGUGCCAGGCUUUGAGGGGCCGGUAGCCGUUGAUGCUGGAGCUGAUGUUACACGCUUUGGACUCACAGACUCCCCUGCCUGAAACAACCCCAUACUCUCUACUUUCCACAUUGCUGCUGUCACUGUGUUAAGUUGGAGCAAUGGAGGGGGUCUCGUGGCCCCACAGAGCACAGCCACUUCAGACACAAUGCAGAGAGCAGGGACGGAGGCUCUGCAUUGCACGUUGGUUCUGUUCUCAGAGUUCUAGGCAUUUCCAAGAAAAACUUGAGCCAGCUUGCUUCAGAGUGCAGAGGUGUCAGUUGCUGAGAGUGGUACUCGGUUUGUGACCCUCCUUUUCAGGAAUUCAGAGGAGCUGCCGCUUUAUGUUUUCUGGCUAGAGGAAAAUCUGAACCAGGCUGGCUCUCUAGCAUCUUGUCAGUCAAGAGGAGAUGCUGGGUUUCCUGUGCACAUUUUCCCUAACUCCAGUUGAUCUUUCUGCGCAUGUGCACGUCUCACACAUGCACUUUGACAUGUGCAUGCUCAUGUCCUGCUUUAAAAAGAUGAAUUUAAGCUGAUUUUUAUUUGGAAAGGAUUUGCCAGACAUGCAGUUUAAAUGUACGGAUCUUUAAAACAAAGUGUUGGAAUUUACAAUAAAAUAUGGUUCUUUUGUCUUUGGAGGAGCCUUAGUGUUUAAGCAAAGCAUACUUAGAUGUGGGAACAUACACAAGUGUGUGAUUUCUGUUGGUUUCACAUCCUGAACUCAGACUCAGAGGGGAGGGAAUUAUCUUUUGGGAGUGUUUGAUGGGCCUUCUUUUCUUCCACCUUUUCCCCCCUCUCUCAGCCUUUAUGCAGUUGAGGGGUGGAUCACUGCAGAGAGAUACUUGCAGAGAACAUAAGUUUGUUUGCUCUGCAAUCAUUUUCUCACGUUUUCACAUGCAAUUGUGUGUUGCCUUAGAAUAGUUGGUGCGUAAUGAGGACUAUAUUUGUGAGGCCCAUAAAUCAACAUGAAAUAAUCAAGUUUGUUUUUUCUUAAGAAUGUCAGUUCAUACUUAGGGAUUUAUUUGCCUAUUGCUCUGUAUGAAGCUUCAAAGACAUGGUAGAAAAGAAAUAAGGAAAAAAACAUUAUUUUUAACCACAUUAUAUGCUGGAAGAAGAAAGUGGGGUAGAUCUCUGUGGUGUUAUGAAGGCAGUACUGGGAGUUGCUGGCAUCUUCUGUGCAGCCCUGCUGGGACCCCUGGUUUGCUCCUUGUUGGGCCAUCUCUGCACACCUAGUCAAGGUGUGCGGAUACCGCUAGCUCAGCCUGGACUAAACACUUUCUCUCCAAGGCCUCAGCACCUCCAGGGAAUACCAUGUUUCCCUAUCCCCAGCCCAUGGAAGAAAUGGACUCACUCUUCAGAGAACAAGGAUCUGCUUUACCAGAGGCCUGUGGGUUUCCUCUGGAACCCUUACCCAGGCAGUCAACUGCCACACCUUUUCCUCUUUUCUGGUUGUGACUUCCUGGCUUGUGGAAACUUUUCUGUCAGCACCUCCCUUGGGCCUUGAUACCCAGGUACCGAGAGCUUGAAGGGCCCCAAGGAAAGGACCACAUGGGAGGCAGGUGUGGAGCAGACCAGGGAAAGUCCAGAUCCUGGUGUCUCUGUAGGCAGAUCACCUAUACCAGACUCUGCUGUAUAUUGGCCAUUCUUUUCUGUAUGUAAUUUUGCACAAAGAUAAUGAAUCCAACGACCUUAUUUUGCUCUUCGUAGGUAUAUAAUCACACAGAUGGUGUGGUGAAGGGAUCAAAGCCACAUGUCCAUGCCAUUGCUCUGUGCUAAACAUUGGCAUCUAGGCGUUGAGCAGGCUGGAGAGAGGUGGGAUGGGUGGUCCUUACUGUACUUUGGGAUUUUUUUUAUGCCAUUAUCCUCUAUUUACAGCUCUCAGAAAUCAGCUGGUGUGCUGCACAUAUGUUUGGAACUGUUGCCAUGGCGAUGAGCCUGCCAGCCCACACAGUCCUUCUGGAAGGCUGGGACGCUGCUUGCUGGCAUCCGUUCACAUGAGGGCACUGUCCUGACCUGGGGGAACCUGCAUGUUGCCCUGCUCCACCUUAAAUUGUCUGCUGUCUUUUGUUUGAUUGUCUGAUUAUUUUACUUCGGAGUUUUAAAAGAACCCUUUGGUACAUGUAGUGCAGAGAGAUUCGCAAGCCUCAUACUCUUCCUGUGACACAGCAAAAUGCCAGUGCCUCAGCCAGUCUCCCUGUCUCUGUGUGUUAGACACAACUGUGGCCCUCAGAUUGUGCUCUGGAAUGGCCUCAAGUGGCUUCUUUUAUGAUAGGGCACAUAACCAGCACCUUCAUCCAUGGUGGGUUAUGAGUCAGGAACUUUUUCUGGGUACAUGUUAAUGAAGCCUGAAUUCAUUUAUAGUAUAAAUGUGUUCCUUCUGUGCACUGGUAACUUUCUAAUCUAUUUGGAAGUUGAAUGUAGAAAGCACAGUAUUCGUUCUGUGCUUCACUGGCCUGUCGUUUAGCACCCAGCACUUUGCUACACACAUUCAGGAAGAAGAGAUGACAUACUAAAUAGCAUUUGGGGAUGUGGGCUCCCUGAAAACUGGGUACAAGCCAUAAGUCCUCUGCCAAGGAGCACACAUGCGCCUGUCACAUUCUCUGGUUUCUGUCAUUUUGCUAUGGAGAGCUUCAUAUUAGCACUUGAUUUUUCAUUUAAUUUUUAUUUAAAUGAAAGUUGUUAGCCACUGUUUUUGUAAGAACUUGAUCUUGUUCCACAGGAGAGUGUGUGAUGUGCAAAGUCCCCCUCCCCAUGUUCAGACAGAGGCUCUUAAUAACCUCAUAGGAUCAGGCUCCUAAGUUGCUGAGGGCCUCUCUGUUCGUACAAAGUUUCACAGGCUGACCUGUACCUUCCGAUCCUGCCUCAGCCUCCCCAGUUGCUGAGAUGACAGGUGUGUGCUUCCCAUCAGCUGUAGUUUCAUUUUAAACUUCACAGGUAUAAAGAUGUUGUAAACAGACAUUCACAUGGCCUUGUUUCUAGUAGCAAAAAGUUGGAUAAAAAUGAAUGCCAGUUAAGAAGAGAAUGGAUGUUUUUCAGACAGUGAAUGCCAUACUACAGUUAUAAAAAAGCACAACUGCAUGUGUCAGCUUUCAUAAUCCUGAAGCAUGGAGACUCACACAGUAUUACCCUGCAGAAAUACCACUUCUGGGAGUGAUUAACUACAAAAUUUGGAGUCACAAUGCUUUGGGAUAGGAGCAGGGCCAGGAUAAGAUCCAUAGGGCCCUAAACUGCUCCGUGGGAGCCCUAGUGGCAGAGUGGAGAGUGGUAUGGGCAUUAGCAGUCCCUCAGAUUACACAGUUGUGUGUGCAUUUUAAAGAAAAAACCAUUAGCUUUUGUACUGUUGUAAAAUGACCUAGGUGGAAAUCAUACAGCAACACACCUAUUUCCCCUGUUUCCCCACUGGCGAGUGGGGCCUCGAGGCUCAGCUGGUUAUGUCUGCCUCCUGGGCAGUAGCCUCCAGAGCCUUUUCACUUCCUUAUACCCAACUUGUAGGGCGUAGUAGAAUUCACCUUCGCUGUGAUAGUGAACUGCAAGGACCUUCUGACAGGUCCUGACUCUGUCUGCACCCGACUCUGGCCCUGGGCAACAUCUGCUUUGUGUGACUCUGAUUUCUUGCCUCUGGCAUAUGUGCCCGUCCAGAUCACCAGGGAUGAAUGGUUGGUAAACAUAGUGUCACAUGAGCGCUCUGUCAUUAUGUGCCUUGGAGUUCUGCGUUCUCUCUGUGCACUACUGCUGAGCCACAGCCACAGCCCUAACAUGCUCCAGUUUUUAAGAGGCGCAUACAUGUGGAGCCUUCUCUUAUGGAGCUACUCUGACAGCCAGUCUAGUGGUCCCAGGGGGUCCCACUGAAACGCAGUGUGACUAAAGCUGAGGACAAGGGAGGUGAUCCUCUCCUUUCUCUAUUCUGUUUAGAAGUUGUGUUAGCUCCUAGUGCAAGCAUAAGUACUUGGCCACACACCUGGAGGCUUAAACAUCAGAAGUGUGGCCUCCCAGGUUUGCAGGCCAACAGUCUGGAAGUGAGUUGCAGGCAGGCUGAGGUUCUGCCAAGUCUCAGGUUGGAACCCUCCUGGCAGCCCCUGGCCUGUGGCUGCCCUAACCUCCUGCCACAUCGCCUUCUGUUCCAGCUUCCCAUCACUGCUGGAUUUAGGUUCUGACCCCAUAAUCCAUGAUGGCCUUGUCUCCAGAUCCUUAACUUAGUUAACGUUUGCCCAGACCAUUUUCCCAAAUAAGGUUACAACCACUGUUUGCAGUAGAAAAUGUUCCAGUGAGCCCUCCCCAAACAUUAGGUCUCUCUGUAGCACAGCAUUGCCCGUUGUAGCUUAGCUUCGUGUAAACAGUUCUUGCACAGGGGGGAGCACUGCUGCCGUGGUCUGCAUUCUCUAGGUUAUUUGAGAGGGAGUCCUCUCCAUGUGCUUUCUUUAGGGUUCAUUCUGCUGGGGUGUGUCCAUCGUGCUGUUGCUGAGUUGUCUUCUGCAGCAUGGUGGACAUUCAGGUUGUUUCCAUCUUUUGGCUAUUAAAAGUAAAGCGGCUUCUCCCUUCCACAGGGGACCAAGGCAGUGGGUAAAUGUGUGUUGACUAUACACAGGGUCCCUGGUGUGGAAUGUGAGUUAUGUGCAUUCAGUGGGUGCCACAUUUUACAUGUUGAACUCUGGUGCUGUCCCAGGCUGAUGGCAUGGUGGGCCAGCUCGUCAGCGCAGAGAACAGUACAGUACACUGUAAAGCGUGAGGUGGGCAGAUCGGGCAUGUUGAGUAUGUCCACCCAGGUGUUUUGAACUCAUGGUGGCCUCGUGGAGACGCAGCACGUCAUGGGUUAAGCGGUACUUUCUCAGGUGCUUGCUCGCUCUCAGGAGCGUUCACUUGCUGUGAAGGGUGCGCAGGCCUAGGGUCUGGAGAUGGGCAGCUGGGGAGCCUGCAGCUGUGUCCCUGCAUAGUUCAUGGACAUCCCUGAUAAAUGCUGAUGGUGACUGUGACCACACAUGGGUCUGAGCCCCUGUUUGGAUAUCAAGGUUUUGCUACUGCCUGGCUUGGUCCCCACAGUGAUAGGCUGGGCGGGAUCGGGGUUCUCAGGCAAGCUCUUCUGUUGGCACACCUCUAAGUGCUGGGCCCAGUUCCCCUGUUCACUUUACUUUGCACUCCACUACAAAACAAGGAAAUGUGGGUUUUUAUGUGGCCAGGCUUUUAGAAGAUGUGUUUUUGCUCCUUGUAUUCAUGAUACUGGAGUCACUGAGAAGGAAGAGCUGCCCUCGUUGUCUCCUCACUGUAGGACUUGGGGGAGGGAUGCAGGGACAGGACCUGAGUGGGACGGCUAACUUGUCAGCUCUGUGUGUGCUGAGAAGUGAGCUUAAGCUCAUGCUACGCCCAGCCUGGGAAGUACAAAGCACACCUGCAAUGUUAGCGUCACCAGCUGUGCCCACCUCUGACCCUGCCCCCACGUGCUUUCACAGCGGCAAAGUCAGUUUUCUAUCCUCCUCGAGCCACAAGGACAGUGAGUGCAGAUGGGGUGUUGUGCUCAGCAACCCAGUUUGGGAUGUGUGAGAGACUGUGGUGGUGCUGUGCAACCCUGUGUCUGGCCUGGUUCAGAGGCCAGCAUCCGAGCAGAUGGGCAUGCUGUUUCCUCCUGGUCCCAGGCCAAGCGAGAGGAGGAUCCUACAGACCAGAAUGGUGGGGUGCCCAGCAGAAGGAGGUAUGGGGAUACUGUCACCAGCCAAUCUCUGAUGACAUGUGGUUACUAAAUUAGACUUGUUUCUAAGCAUCUGUGUGGCAAACCUUGGAAGUCAGAAAGGGAAGUUAUUGUUUUCCCUGCCUGAUUCACUAAACUUGAGGAGAGGACAGGUUUUGCCCUUUUCCCCAAUUGCUUUUGUGCUGUAAAAGAGCAGAACUGUGUGUAGUACAGAAUCUCCACCACAGACAGACCUCUCCAAAUGGAUGUCAGCAUUUGUCAGCACCCUGUAAACAGGUGGCAGGGAGUGGAGGGCUGGUAGGCAUUGCAUGCUAGAGGACUGCAGUGUGGACCUGGGGUAGAUGCCCUGGGCACAGAGAGGGUGGAUUUCGAGGAGUCCCACACACUUCAGUUGGGUGUGUGGCAGUGUCCUUGGAGCCAGCCAGAAGGUGGCAGCCAUGGCAGUUGCACCUGUGGCUCCCAAGAGGGAGGGUGGCAUGGUGGGCUGGUUUGUUGGGGGUCACCAUGGUAGCAGCAGUGAGGGUAAACAUGAGACGGUUGAGUUGUUCGUGCUCCACUGUGGCAGCCCACUAUGGCAGUGAGCUUGGAUGCGCAGGAUUCUCCCGCUUAGCAGAUGUGUGGUGUAGGGGUCAGAGCAUACUUGGCCAUCAGAAGACAGUGGGAGGGGAUCAAACUCCUGCUUUAUGUCCCACCUGCAUGGCUGCCUGACUCGCUGAAGAGAGAGAGGCACACGUCUCCUGUACUGUCUGAAGCAUGCUUGUGCAGAGCUGUGGAGUUACAGAGAAGGAAAACUGUGCCAGCCCUGGGAGACCCAGGCUGCAUGCUAUCUGCUCACAUGGCCAUGAGAGUCUGAGCCAUGAGCCGAGUCUUCUCCUUUUUGAAAUUUCAUGACUGGUGACGAUGACGCGGUGGCGGCCUAGAGGAGACGAGGCGCGGGAGCAGAACGAUGCCCAGGGGCGCACGCUCUAGAACUCCACAGCAGGAAGACUUUUCUCCCAGCAGCGACAUGGUGGAGAAACAAACUGGGAAAAAGGAUAAAGAUAAAGUUUCUCUGACCAAGACCCCAAAGCUGGACCGCAGUGAUGGAGGAAAGGAGGUGAGAGAGCGAGCCACCAAGCGGAAGCUGCCCUUUACUGUGGGGGCCAAUGGAGAACAGAAGGACUCGGACACAGAGAAACAGGGUCCUGAGCGGAAGAGGAUCAAGAAGGAGCCUGUCGCCCGCAAGUCUGGGCUGCUCUUCGGCAUGGGGCUGUCUGGGAUCCGAGCAGGCUACCCACUCUCUGAGCGCCAGCAGGUGGCUCUCCUCAUGCAGAUGACAGCGGAGGAGUCUGCCAACAGCCCAGUAGACACCACACCAAAGCACCCCUCCCAGUCUGCAGUGUGCCAGAAGGGAACGCCCAGCUCUGCCUCAAAAACCAAAGACAAAGUCAACAAGAGGAAUGAGCGGGGCGAGACCCGCCUGCACCGUGCUGCCAUCAGGGGGGAUGCCCGGCGCAUCAAGGAGCUCAUCAGCGAGGGCGCUGAUGUCAAUGUCAAGGACUUCGCAGGCUGGACAGCGCUGCACGAGGCCUGCAACCGUGGCUACUACGACGUCGCCAAGCAGCUGCUGGCCGCAGGCGCAGAGGUGAACACCAAGGGCCUGGACGACGACACACCACUGCACGACGCUGCCAACAACGGGCACUAUAAGGUGGUAAAGUUGUUGCUGCGGUAUGGAGGAAACCCUCAGCAGAGCAACAGGAAAGGGGAGACCCCGCUGAAAGUUGCCAACUCCCCAACUAUGGUGAACCUGCUGCUGGGCAAAGGCACGUACACCUCCAGCGAGGAGAGCUCCACGGAGAGCUCCGAGGAGGAGGACGCCCCAUCCUUUGCACCUUCCAGCUCAGUUGAUGGCAACAACACAGACUCCGAGUUUGAGAAGGGCCUGAAGCUCAAGGCCAAGAACCCGGAGCCUCAGAAGACUGUGACGCCUGUCAAGGACGAGUAUGAGUUUGAUGAGGACGAUGAGCAGGACAGGGUCCCUCCCGUGGACGACAAGCAUCUGCUGAAGAAAGACUAUAGGAAAGAACCCAAGGCCAGCAGCUUCGUGUCGAUCCCCAAGAUGGAGGUCAAGAGCUAUGCCAAGAACAGCACCACCGCGCCAAAGAAAGCCGCCCAUCGUAUCCUGUCCGACACCUCAGACGAGGAGGAGGCCGGCCUGGCUGUGGGCGCGGGGGAGAAGCUGAGGCUCUCGGCGCACACAGUCCUGCCUGGCUCGAAGGCCCGCGAGCCCCCUGCGCCCAGGCAGCAGAAGGAGAAGAGCAAAGUGAAGAAGAAGCGGAAGAAGGAGGCCCGGGGCAAGGAGGUGCGUCCUGGGAAGAGGAGCGACAAGCUGUGCUCCUCCGGGUCCGAGCGUGCAUCCUCCGAGAGCGAGGAGGACGGGGACUCGGUGGGGAGCACGGGCUGCCGCAGGGGCUCCCCACUGGUGCUGAAGGACCCGUCGCUCUUCAGCUCCCUGUCGGCCUCCUCCACCUCAUCCCAUGGCACCAGCCACGCCGACCAGCACAGCAAGCACUGGCGCGCGGACAGCUGGAAGGCCGUGUCCUCCCCUGCCUGGUCGCAGGUCAGCUCGCUGUCGGACUCAUCAGGCACCGGCCUGACAAGCGAGUCGGACUGCUCCUCCGAGGGCUCCAGCGUGGAGUCCCUAAAGCCCGCGAGGAGGAAGCAGGAGCACCGCAAGAGGGGCAGCCUACAGAGCAUGGCUCCCGAGAAGAGGGGCGGCUUCCACCCCAGCGUGGACGGCGCCGUGCCCAAGCUAGACAAGGAGGGAAAAGUCGUCAAGAAGCACAAGACGAAACACAGACACAAAAACAAGGAGAAGGGGCCGUGCCCCGGGCAGGAGCUGAAGCUGAAGAGCUUCACCUAUGAGUACGAGGACCCCAGGCCCAAGGCCGACAAGGCCGCCCUCCUGGACAGCGACGUCUCCACGGAGGGCAGGCUGCGGCUGUUAAAGCAUGACCGAGACCACCUCAAGAGGGAGGAGAGGCUGGGCAGGACGAAGCCCGAGGAGCAGGAGUGGCUCUUCAGAGACGAGAAGCCACUAAAGAGGAUCAAGGACGUGGGCAGGGACGGCGGCAGGGCCUUCCGGGAGGAAAAGGACCGGGCUGGCAGGGCUGAGCGGGAGAGGCUGGGCAAGGAGAGGUCCCCCAAGGAAGAGAGGCUGCGGCCGUACAAGGAGGAGAGGAAGAAGAAGGCCCGGGACCGGCCCCCCAAGCCGGAGAAGAAGGGCGAGGCCAAGGAGAAGGCCUUGAAGGAGGACAAGGAGAGGCUCCGGAGGGAGAGGGCCUACAGGGAGGACGCAGCCUUCGACGACUGCUGCCACCGGGGCCACUUCCUGGAGAGCGAGGACACCAAGCUCAGCCUGUCCGACGACCAGCAGGACAGGUGGCUUUCAGACCUCUCCGACUCCUCCUUUGACUUCAAAGGGGAGGACAGCUGGGACUCCCCAGUGACAGAUUACAGGGACAUCAAGAGUGACUCUGUGGCCAAACUUAUCUUGGAAACGGUGAAAGAGGACAGUAAGGAGAAGAAGCGGGACAACAAGGGCCGGGAAAAACGAGAUCUCAGAGACUCUUUCUUCCGAAAGAAGGACCGGGACUACUUGGACAAGAGCUCGGAGAAGAGGAGGGACCAGGUGGAGAAGCACCGGAGCCUUCCCAGCUACCUCCCCGACAAGGACAAGAAGAGGAGGGAGUCCUUGGAAGGCGCACGGGACCCACGGGACCGGAGAGACGCCCUGGAGGGCUCCAGGGAGCGGAAGGAGGUCCGCCUGCGGCCAGAGGAGCCGCACAGGGAGGAGCUGAAGGAGUGCGGCUGCGAGGGCGCCUUCAAGGACAAGGCCGACUGCGACCUCGCCAAGAGCCUGGAGUCCUGGGAGCGGCACCACGCAGCUCGGGAGAAGGAGAAGAAGGAGAAGGCUCGCUCCGAGAGGCACAAGGACAAGUCCAGCGACAGGGACCGAGGCGAGAAGUGUCCGAAGGACAGAGACUCUGACAGAUGCCUCAAGGAGAGGAAAGACGGCAAGGAGAAGCACAAAGACAAGGACACACACGGCAGAGACCGAGACAGGAGGGCCGGCCUCGAGCAGGCCCGGGAGAGGAAGGACAAGGCGCACUUCCCCGCAGCCGCCUCCGAGGACGCCUCUGAAAAGAGGGAGGAGAAGAAGGGGAAGGAGAAGAGCUGGUACAUCGCAGACAUCUUCACGGAUGAGAGCGAGGAGGAGAAGGAGGAGUACCUGGCCAGCGGGCUGCGGCCAGGGGAGGCCUGCGAGGCCCCCAGGGCGGAUGCCCUCCAGGAGAGGGAGGACGGGAGGGAGCCGCCCGUGGCAGACAGGCACAGGAAGUGCCCCUCCGACAGGCCGCACGAGAAGCCCCGGGACAAGGAGCCCAAAGAGAAGAGGAAGGACAGGGGUGCCCCCGAAGCCGGCAGAGACAAGAAGGAGAAGGCCUUGGAGAAGCACAGAGAGAAGAGGGACAAGGACCGCAAGGACCGGGUCCUGGCCGACGCCCCCCAGGAGAGGCGCAGCAGGCAGAGGCCACCCGAGAAGGUGGAGAGGAAGCACCCCGGGGAGGACAGGGCCAAGGGCAAGCACAAGGAGAAGCCGGACCGGGAGCGGAGGGCCUCGCGGGGCGCGGAGGCGGAGCGCAGCCUGCUGGAGCGGCUGGAGGAGGAGGCGCUGCAGGAGGGCAGGGAGGAGGCGCACGACAAGGCCAGCGAGGGCUCCUCUGACAGCUUUGCCGACCGCGGCCCCGAGCCCGGCCUGAGCGCCCUCCUAGAGGUGUCCUUCUCAGAGCCGCUGGAGGACAAGGCCCGGGAGGGCCCCGGCCUCGCGGAGAGGCUGAGGGAGAAGGAGCGGCACCGGCACUCCUCCUCCUCCUCCAAGAAGAGCCACGACCGCGAGCGGGCCAAGAAGGAGAAGGCCGAGAGGAAGGAGAAGGCCGAGGACUACAAGGACGGGGGCAGGAGGGAGCCCGGCCAGUACGAGAAGGACUUCCUGGACGCCGAGGCCUACGGCAUCGCCUACGCCGCGAAGGUGGACGGCGAGGAGGAGCUGGACAAGGCCACCGACGGGUUUUCUGAGAAGAGAGAGAGGAGCGAGCCCGAGAGGGAGCCUCCCAAGAAGGUGGAGAAGGAGCUGAAGCCGUUCGGGUCCAGUGCCCUCGGCUCCCUGAAGGAGAAGAGGAGGAGGGAGAAGCGCAGGGAGCGGUGGCGGGAGGAGAAGGACAAGCACAGGGACAGGCACCACAAGGAGGAGCCGCGGCCCACCGUCCGGGACAAGGAGAAGGGCAGGGAGGAGGCCCUGAAGCUGGGUGAGGCCAAGGCCAAGGAAAAGCCCCGAGAGGGUGCAGAGAAGGAGAGGGGAGACCCCACCAAGAUCAGCAACGGCAUGGACAAGCUGCCGCCACCCAGAGACCCAGGCAAGAAGGACGCCAGGCCCCGGGAGAAGCUGCUGGGGGACGGCGACCUGAUGAUGACCAGCUUUGAGCGGAUGCUGUCGCAAAAGGACCUGGAGAUUGAGGAGCGGCACAAGCGGCACAAGGAGCGCAUGCGGCAGAUGGAGAAGCUGCGGCACAGGUCUGGGGACCCCAGGCUCCGGGAGAAGGCAAAGCCCGCGGACGACGCGCGCAAGAAGGGCCUGGAUGCCGCCCCCAAGAAGCCCCUGGGGCUGGACCCGCCCUUCAAAGAGAAGAAGGCCAAGGAGUCAGCUGCGACGCCACCUGUUCCUGAAAGCAAGCCCCCUCCGGGACUGGGUGCCGAGGCCAAAGACUGGUCAGCAGGGCCGCCCCUGAAGGAGGCCCUGCCCGCCUCGCCCCGGCCCGAGCAGAGCCGGCCCGCCGGGGUGCCCACUCCAACCUCGCUGGUGUCGGGUCCCAGCUACGAGGAGCUGCACACGCCCAGGACCCCGUCCUGCAGUGCCGACGACUACCCCGACCUGGUGUUCGACUGUACCGACACCCAGCACCCGCUGCCCACCACCAGCGCCUGCUCCCCCCCGCUCUACGACAGGUUUUCUGUGGCCUCGGGCGGGACUUCAGAUCACCCGGGCCAGACGCCCACGAGGCCCGUCCCCACAAACCUGUACCGCUCCAUCUCCGUGGACAUCAGGAGAACCCCUGAGGAGGAGUUCACUGUGGGGGACAAGCUGUUCAGACAGCAGAGUGUUCCUGCCGCCUCCAGCUUCGACUCUCCCGGCCAGCACUUGAUGGAGGACAAGGCUGCCCUGCCACCUGUUCCAGCAGAGAAGUUUGCCUGCCUGUCCCCUGGCUACUACUCCCCUGACUAUGGCCUCCCCUCACCCAAAGCUGCCACGGUCAGCAGCGCACCUUCCCCAGAGGCCGUGUUCCCUGGCCUAGCAGCCAAGCCCUCCCCUGCCACUAGGGGCGACCUCUUGGCCCCAGCCAUCGAGGGGGCCCUGCCCCCGGACCUGGGCCUUCCUCUGGAUGCCACAGAGGACCAGCAGGCCACAGCAGCCAUCAUCCCUCCGGAGCCCAGCUACCUGGAGCCCUUGGACGAGGGCCCCUUCAACGCUGUCAUCACCGAGGAGCCAGUCGAGUGGGCCCAUCCUGCCGCGGAGCAGGCCCUUCCCUCCGCCUUGAUGGCCAGUGCCUCUGAAAGCCCCGUCAGCUGGCCCGUGGGCUCCGACCUUCUGCUGAAAUCUCCACAGAGGUUCCCAGAGUCCCCCAAGCACUUCUGUCCUGCGGAGAGCCUGCAGCCCACUGCUCCAGGACCCUUCAGCACCUCAGAGCCCCCGUUCCCCGUGUCCCCCAGCUCCUACCCCUUGCCAGCCACCGAACCGGGCCUGGAGGAGGUCAAAGACGAUGGGGCGGCAGCCAUCUCCGUGGCCGUCUCCACCACAGAAGGGGCCACUGCGUAUGCCACGCCUGCCAGACUGGAGUCUUUCUUCAGCGGCUGCAAGUCACUCCCUGAGGCACCUCUUGACGUGGCCCCUGAGCCCACAUGUGUCACCACGGUGACCCAAGUGGAGGCUCUGGGGACCCUGGAAAGCAGCUUCCUGGACGGUGGCCACAGCCUGUCUGCCCUCAGCCAGGGCGAGCCAGUGCCCUGGCAUGACGCCUUCACCAGCCCCGAGGAUGACCUGGACCUGGGGCCCUUCUCGCUGCCCGAUCUCCCCCUCCAGCCCAAAGACGCCUCAGAUGUCGAGACUGAGCCCGUGGAAGGGAGUCCCGUCCCACCAGAGGAGAGCGCCCCUGGGGCUGAGGGGCAGCCCAUACUGCCUCCUGACCAGGCCUCUCCCCCACUUCCCGCCGAGUCUGAGCCCUCAGAGGAGCCAAAGCUGGACGUGGUUCUCGAAGCCGCGGUGGAGGCAGAGACUGUGGCAGGUGAGAGGACCCCCGAGGACUUGGACUCUGGCUCGGCACUGGCCCCUGGCCCUCCCGAACAGUGUCCCCUGGGGGGCGGAGCUGAGGAGACCAAGACUGAGGACCCCUCCACCACUCCCCGUCAUGCACCCGACGGCCCUGCUACUGAUGGCACGGCACAGACGCCUGACAGUGCUGAGGUCACCCCUGCUGCCAUCCCCGUGGAGGGGCCCCCAGGCAGCCUCCAGCCAGAAGCUACGGAUCCAGAGCCCAAGCCCACGGCCGAGCCCCCGAAAGCCCCCAAGGUGGAGGAGGUCCCUCAGCGCAUGACCAGGAACCGCGCUCAGAUGCUGGCCAGCCAGAGCAAGCAGAGCACGCCUCCUACGGAUAAGGAGCCCGCCCCCACGCCCACCCCAGCUGCCAGGGCCAAAGGCCGUGCCUCUGAGGAGGAGGAUGCCCAGGCCCAGCACCCCCGCAAGCGCCGCUUCCAGCGCUCCAGCCAGCAGCUGCAGCAGCAGCUGAACACAAGCACGCAGCAGACGCGGGAGGUCAUCCAGCAGACGCUGGCCGCCAUUGUGGACGCCAUCAAGCUGGAUGACAUUGAGCCCUACCACAGUGACAGGUCCAACCCCUACUUCGAGUACCUCCAGAUCCGAAAGAAGAUUGAGGAGAAGCGCAAGAUCCUCUGCUACAUCACGCCCCAGGCACCCCAGUGCUACGCCGAGUACGUCACCUACACCGGGUCCUACCUCCUGGACGGCAAGCCGCUCAGCAAGCUGCACAUCCCUGUGAUUGCACCCCCCCCUUCCCUGGCGGAGCCCCUGAAGGAGCUGUUCAAGCAGCAGGAGACGGUGCGGGGAAAGCUGCGUCUACAGCACAGCAUCGAGCGGGAGAAGCUGAUCGUGUCGUGUGAGCAGGAGAUCCUGCGGGUGCAUUGCCGGGCGGCCAGGACCAUCGCCAACCAGGCAGUGCCUUUCAGUGCCUGCACGAUGCUGCUGGACUCUGAGGUCUACAACAUGCCUCUGGAGAGCCAGGGCGACGAGAACAAGUCCGUUCGAGAUCGCUUCAAUGCCCGCCAGUUCAUCUCCUGGCUACAGGACGUGGAUGACAAGUACGACCGAAUGAAGACCUGCCUCCUGAUGCGGCAGCAGCACGAGGCCGCAGCCCUCAAUGCCGUGCAGAGGAUGGAGUGGCAGCUGAAGGCACAGGAGCUGGACCCCGCAGGGCACAAGUCGCUGUGUGUGAACGAGGUGCCCUCUUUCUACGUGCCCAUGGUCGAUGUCAACGAUGACUUUGUGCUGCUGCCAGCGUGACACCAGGGGAAAGUCGCAGGACACCGGCGAGGGCCGUAGUCACCAGUGCUGCUGACGUGCCCGCGGUGCAGGAGGGCACCAUGCCGGCCAGGUGGGAGGAGCCCAGAGACUGCACCUGGCCACACGCCUCGCCUGCCAGACCAGCCCGGAGGCCAGGAGACCAGAGUCUUUACCAGCGGUGGCAGGGAGAACGGGCCCCCACGCUGCAGUGCCUCGUUGGCCCCAGCGGGAGGAGGAGACCGUGGCCCAUCCAGAGGGGCACCUGGGUCCCUCCCAGCCAGCCGCAGGCACCCGAGGAGCAGGAGAGUGCGCUUUUGAAGUCCCUGCUCCCUUCUGAUCAACUAAAGGAAACGACUGAGGCGUCCACCUCGCACAACAGUGACCUCUGGUCGGGGGCAGGAGUGUCCCCCCGCCACGGUCCUCAGGACAGGCUGGGACACUGAGGUUGCUAGUGCCAGGCGAGGGCCACCUGCCGGCCACAGAGGGACUCAGCCAGGACUCUCCAAUAGUGUUUUUAAUGGAGUCAAAUCCACGUGGUUUGUAUAUUUUUUUCCUUUAAUCUUGGGCAUUUUGUUUCUCUUUCUGAGAACGUAACUUGAAACACUACAGAGCCAAUAAUCCUAUAGAGAGUAUCCGCGAACGAACGCUGUACAGUUUUAUAUACAUUCACAAUGUACUUUUGCUGCCUUCUAGAUAAUUUAUUUUGCAACACAUUACUGCACAGUUGUAAAUAACUUAUGUACUGUAACAUCACUUUCAGUUAUGUGUAAAGAAAUAAAUAAAUUAAUUAAAAUGCUUC